AUGGGUGCAAGUCUUCAGGAUCUGGUUUCUUCUCCUGGCACAGAGUCUCUUGGCACCCUCGAGAGAAGAUCAGUGUUUCUCCCAUCAAGUAGUGAAGGAACAACUCAGAGCUCUGGGGCUUCCAAGUUCUUCAGAUCUCCUAGCAAUAACUUCCCAGGUCCCACUUCAAUUCCAUCUCAUGUGGCAAGCUCAAGGAAGACCCUCUUUGACCAGACGGCCAAGUAUAAUGAAGAACGUGAUACUGCUGGAUUGGUUGCUACUAACUCCCCCACAGAUGUCACCAUUCCUGUAACUCAACCUCUCUCCUCCCGUUGGGUCUCUGCUGGACACCCAACUGAAACCACCGCUCAUUUUAUUAUGUCUACAUCUGAAACCUCCACAAGGUUGCAGUCCGAAGAGACCACUGCGGUUUCCGCUCAGCAGCAAGUGGAACCUCUGAGCCUCACUUGGUCUUCACGUGGACACGUUCCCAGAAGGAUGGAGCCCCGUGAGGUUUCCCCUCCGUCAACUGCAAUGGCUAGAUCCCAUCUUGAUCCAGAGGAUUCCACAGCAAUUCAUCCUUAUGAAGAAAGUGUCACGGCUUCUCCACCUAUCCACGGCUUAGUUGCCCUGGUGGGUUCUUCAACCCAACCAUCGACAACAGAUUCCAUCUUGCAGGCAUCUCGACAGCUUGGAGACAGUUUCACAACGCCGUUGACAAGUUCCAGUCCACCGAGCUUAUCUACUGUGGAAGCCGAAUUUUCUCCUGAUGCGGCUAAUGAUGGGAGCGAUCGGAUAGUGCCAAGAUCUACUGAUAGCAUUCCUACGUCUGCAGCCGAGACACCAAGAAACCAAGUUUCACUUGGAGUGACACAGCUUGCUUUUGCAACUGCAACUGUUGGCCCUCUGAAGGAAGCCAAUCCUUCUCUUGAACCCCCGAGUUCUCUUUUGAAAGAACACAUCGAAAGCUUCCCAACAACUCUGUCUUUUGGAACUUCCAAAGAAGAUGAGAUCUCCUUGGUUUCUCACAGCAUACUAAAUAGCUCCCUUGUGGAAGCCAUCAAACUGGAACCAAAGGACAACACUUCCUCCAUUGUUGAAAGCUUGGUUGGCCCUACAGUGAGCUCCAUCGAUGGGCCCAUCUCAGUUUCCUUUCAGACCAAUCUGUUGGACACUACUGAUGACAGGAAGCCAUUAGAGACCCAACACUAUGGAAGAAAGAGGCAGAUCUCAGCAAGUAUGGAAGAGAUACCUACUUCAAAGUCUCCUCCAACUGCUAUGGAAGCUGAUUCAGUCAGAAAACUGACCAAUGUCCAGCCAGUAGAUGCCUUGCCAAAGAGAGGAACUGGAGCUCCUCCAUUAUCUCCUCUAAGUUCUACCACUCUUAUGUCCAAGAUGUGGCAAACAUCAAAGGACUCUUCUGAGCCUGAGACAACUGACUCUGCUGUUCCAUCAUUCCCAUAUUUAGAUAUAGGAGAUGUUCUACAUCCAAUUGGAGCAACCUCAACUAGACUGACCUACACUGAUCUUCUAGAAGGAUACACCACUAGUCCUUCAGUGGAGUCUUUGGGCAGUUCUUCUGUUGAACAGAAGCUCCCUAGUCCAUCACAAUCUCAUCCCACAGUUUCUCUUCCAGGUUUGAUAGAAUUUGAUAGAUCUUCAGUCCCACCAUCCCACCGCUCUUUAUCAUCAAGCAUGACCUCCAUUCCCGUCUCUGGAAUCAGUGUCCCCGAGACAACUUCAAAAACAUUUAUUAACAUUACAGAGGGCCACCUAGUUAGAAUAGGGCAGGUGAUGCCUAGAGGUACAAAGUCAUUCAGUGCCACCCCACUCCCUCUAGAGUCAAGGAGUACAGGGGGUGGAAUAGCACUGUUCUUACCUACAAAAGUUCCUAGAGUCGGCUUGCGUACCUCUUCUGAGAUGGCCACCUUGGAGAACGCAAUGGGACACCAGGUCACAACUACCUCCACUGCAAAUAAUAUACAAGCGAUUGGCAGAUCAACGUUGCCCAUUCGUAGCCCAAGUUUCACCACAUCCAAUAAUUCUAGUGUUCCCGCCUAUCCUUCAUCUGUCCUGGAGACCAGAUCCAGCCAGGGAACUCCUAUAUUUUCUGCUUCAGCUACGCUGUGGACCACUCAAAGAACUCUUCCAGUUGAGCCAAAGACUACUUGUAGGAACAUCUCUUGCCCAGCGAGUAUCUCCACGCCACCUCAGAAUAAUAGAUCAGCUCAAAGCAUGACUCCCCAACCAUUCUUGGCUAGAAGGGAUUUGAGCACUAUCUCAGGGACAAGGUCGCCCAAGGAGAGCACCAGUGGAUCCAGAUCGGAAGAGAGAGACGCAACGGAAUUACCCAGAACCAAAAUUGUGACACGGGUCCAACAGGAUCCUUCUUCACAGCAGCCCAGGUCCAAAUUCACCACCUCGCCAUUCAACCAGUCGGCGAAGGAGGAUUUGACCCUGGGUACAUUCGCUUCAACUGUUCCGGCAGUGCGUGUUCUGUCUCUGUGGUUUCGUCUCCUCAAAAUAAAUUACACCAACUCCCUGAUGAACAAGUCUUGUGAAAGUUAUAGGAGACUGGAAAAAGAAAUCAAAUUAACAUUAAAGAAGAUACUGUCUACCUAUGAGAACUUUCUGCACGCAAAGGUUCUUCGUUUCUUGAAUGGAUCUGUCGUCGUGGAGAGCCAGGUGGCCUUCCAGGCAACGGGCCUUCUUCCCACCCCCUCGGACAUCAUACGGACAAUUGUGACAGAGGUUGAGAGCCGGAAAAUAGAUGCCUUUUUUGACUGGAGGAUAGAUGUGAGAUCUUUGCACUUAAAUGGAUUCAGCUUGAAAAAUCUAGAACCUGAGAAUUUGGCUGUAUUUUUCAGUCUCCUGGAACUGGGCUCCACAUUUGGUGACGAGAACUUUGCCCAAGAACACUUGGAAAGUCUGAAGAUCAAGAUGAAACAGUUGCUUGGGACCCGAUAUGCAGUUCAUUUGAUCUCGCUUAUUGAUAACCGAAAUACCCAAGGUGGCGUUGACAUAAAUGGAAAUAUCUUCAUCAAGAGUGAAAUUCACGUGGAAGUCCCCUGGAUUCUCAGAGCACUGACUGGGCUUUCAAACGUCUCUGUGGACCUCAUCUCGCUCUCCAUCAAUGGUUCAAAGCUCAGCCUCCAGGUCUUCCCAGUGUCCUUCAUGAUCACCAACAGAAUAUUCACGGAGAAGAUGCUGGACCGUUCUUCUGUAGAAGGUCAGAACAUUGCAAAGGAUCUCUCGGAUACGCUUGCGCGUAUCCUUGGCAAAUACGAAAAUCUCCUGCAAGUGGCGAUCCGUAAGAUCACAGGUGGCCCCCUCGUUUGUUCUGGAGAUGUGAUAUUCCAGAAACCAGCACCAAGCAACAAGGACGUUCUCCGGACUCUGGCGCGUGCGGUCGAUCCCAAGAAUUUCCUAGAUUCCUCCGGUUUUCAAGUGGAUCGGUUCUCCUUUACUGUGGCAGGUGCUGGGCUCGAGCCUUCCUUGAAAAGACCAGGUGUCCCUGUCUAUGCUGUGGUCCUCAUCCUUAUGUUUCUCCUUGCUGUAAUUGCUGUGCCCACUUUCCUUUGGCUGAUGGAUGAAUGUACAAUGCCAAUAGUGGAUUCUUUUAACGUGGUGGAAGUGGCAAGCAGGAGAGAACAGUGA
Molecule: messenger RNA, 3636 nt
Organism: Thamnophis elegans (Western terrestrial garter snake)
Lineage: Eukaryota; Metazoa; Chordata; Lepidosauria; Squamata; Natricidae
Product: putative GPI-anchored protein pfl2
Exons: 11
Coding region: 1-3636 (1211 amino acids)
Source: RefSeq, a predicted model, not a curated record